Molecule: messenger RNA, 966 nt
Organism: Tupaia belangeri chinensis (Chinese tree shrew)
Lineage: Eukaryota; Metazoa; Chordata; Mammalia; Scandentia; Tupaiidae
Gene: OR10K2
Product: olfactory receptor family 10 subfamily K member 2
Exons: 1
Coding region: 22-966 (314 amino acids)
Biological process (GO): G protein-coupled receptor signaling pathway
Cellular component (GO): membrane
Molecular function (GO): G protein-coupled receptor activity; olfactory receptor activity
Source: RefSeq, a predicted model, not a curated record
UCUCUCUGAUGCUGUUCCUCCAUGGAGUGGAUCAACGAGACUGUGGUGAGAGAGUUUGUCUUCCUUGGCUUCUCCUCUCUGGCUGGGCUGCAGCGGCUGCUCUUUGCUGUCUUCCUGUUCCUCUAUCUGUUCACUCUGGGCACCAAUGCCAUCAUCAUUUCCACCAUCGUGCUGGACAGAGCCCUUCAUACUCCCAUGUACUUCUUCCUUGCCGUCUUGUCCUGCUCUGAGACCUGCUACACUUUCGUCAUUGUCCCCAAGAUGCUGGUCGACCUGCUGUCUCAGAAGAAGACCAUCUCCUUCCUGGGCUGUGCCAUCCAGAUGUUCACCUUCCUCUUCCUCGGCUGUUCUCACUCCUUCCUGCUGGCAGCCAUGGGCUAUGACCGCUACGUGGCCAUCUGUAACCCACUGCGCUACACGGUGCUCAUGGGACACGGAGCGUGUACAGGACUCGUGGCUGCUGCGUGUGCCUGUGGCUUUACUGUUGCACAGAUAAUCACAUUGCUGGUAUUUCACCUGCCCUUCCACUCCUCCAACGAGCUCCAUCAUUUCUUCUGUGACAUUUCCCCUGUCCUCCAGGUGGCAUCUCAUCAUACCCACUUCAGUCAGAUUGUCAUCUUUAUGCUCUGUUCAUUGGUCCUGGUUAUCCCCCUGUUGCUGAUCUUGGUGUCUUAUAUUCACAUCAUCUCCGCCAUACUUCAGUUUCCUUCCAAGCUGGGCAGAUAUAAAGCUUUCUCCACCUGUGCUUCUCACCUGGUCGUUGUCACUGUCCACUAUGGCUGUGCUUCCUUUAUCUACCUACGGCCAAAGUCUAACUACUCCUCAAGUCAGGAUGCCCUGAUCUCAGUAUCUUACACCAUCCUAACUCCAUUGUUCAACCCAAUGAUUUACAGUUUGAGAAAUAAGGAGUUCAAAUCAGCUCUUCGUAGAGUUGUGGGAAGAACGAUUUCCCUGCCACAACAUUAA